Messenger RNA from Limanda limanda (common dab), 2040 nucleotides. RefSeq names its product synapsin I (gene syn1). Gene Ontology annotation, molecular function: ATP binding. The record is from RefSeq and is a predicted model, not a curated record. The transcript is spliced from 13 exons. Gene Ontology annotation, biological process: neurotransmitter secretion. Gene Ontology annotation, cellular component: synaptic vesicle; synaptic vesicle membrane. The coding region runs from base 1 to 2040 and encodes 679 amino acids. Lineage: Eukaryota; Metazoa; Chordata; Actinopteri; Pleuronectiformes; Pleuronectidae.
AUGAACUACCUACGCCGUCGCCUCUCGGACAGCAAUUUCAUGUCCAACCUGCCCAAUGGCUACAUGAGCGACCUCCAGCGGAACGACCCCCCGGAGCAGAGCCCCGCGGUGUCGCCCGGGCCGGCGGAGAGGCGCCAGUCCACCUCCGGCACCCCGCAGCCGCAGCCUCCGCAGCCGCAGCCUCCGCAGCCGCAGCCGCAGCCUCAGCAGCAGCAGCAGUCUGCAGGUGCAGGCUCUGGCUUCUUCUCCUCCAUCUCCAACGCUGUCAAACAGACCACAGCUGCCGCGGCCGCCACCUUGUCCGAGGCGGCGGACCGGGCGGGGGUCUCCAGCAGCGCCAAGAUCCUCCUGGUCAUCGAUGACCAGCAGACCGACUGGGUGAAGAUCUUCCGAGGAAGAAAGAUCCACGGGGAAUUCGACAUCAAGGUGGAACAGGCUGAAUUCUCUGAAAUCAGCAUGGUGGCGGAUUCUACAGGCAGCUACAAUGUGGACAUCGAUGCAAUCAGGAACGGACAUAAGGUUACUAAGUCCAUCAAGCCAGACUUUGUGCUGAUCAGACAACACGCCUUCAGCAUGGACAAGAACGGAGACCAUCGUAACAUCGUGAUUGGUCUGCAGUACGCUGGACUGCCUAGUGUUAACUCUUUGCACUCUGUCUACAAUUUCUGUGACAAGCCUUGGGUGUUUGCUCAGAUGUCUAGACUGUGUAAGCAACUAGGCCCAGAGGAGUUCCCACUGAUUGAGCAGGUUUACUAUCCAAACCACAAGGAAAUGAUCACCUCCCCUCACUUCCCUGUAGUGGUAAAGAUGGGCCACGCCCACUCAGGAAUGGGAAAGGUUAAAGUAGACAAUCAAUAUGAUUUUCAAGAUAUUGCCAGUGUGGUGGCACUGACCAAGACUUACGCCACAUCUGAGCCUUUUAUUGAUGCAAAGUAUGACGUCCGCAUCCAGAAGAUUGGAAACCAUUACAAGGCUUACAUGAGAACGUCUAUUUCUGGUAACUGGAAAACCAACACUGGCUCAUCUAUGCUUGAGCAGGUGGCCAUGUCAGACAAGUACAGACUGUGGGUGGACUCGUGUGCCGACAUCUUCGGAGGGUUGGAUAUCUGUGCUGUGGAGGCUCUACAUGGCAAAGAUGGCAAGGACUACAUUAUAGAGGUUGACGACUGUUCCAUGCCACUGAUCGGGGACCAGCAGGAUGAAGAUCGCGUUCAGAUUGCAGAGCUGGUGGUCUCUCAGAUGAACCAGACUGUUCCACGCACUUCCAGCUCUUCCGCUGUCCGUGCCACUGCAGGCCAACCAGCACAGAAACCAGUGUCUCCUCAGCCUGUCUCUCAGCCAAGAGUACCACAGACUCAGCAGCGCCCCUCACCUCAGGGUGGCCCUCAGCAAAGUCCCCCAUCUCAGCAGCGCCCACAGCCUCAAGGUCAACCACCUGCACAGGCCCAGCAGUCUGUUACCAGCCCUGCUACAGUUGAACCCGGUGCCCAGGCUAGAGCUCAUCAAGGACCUGUAGCACAGCCAAGGCAACAGGGUCAGGGAGCUCCUUCAGGUCAGAGAGCUUCCUCCGGUCAGGGCUCUCCUCAGCGAAGCCAGGGAGGUUCCCCUCAAACUCAGAGGCAACAGUCUGCCACCCAGCAGAAGCCACCUGCAGGAGGCCCUGGUCAGAAACCUGCAGGUGGCCAACCCCAACAGCAGAGGCCUGCCCAGCCACCUAGGCAGCAGUCACAGGGGGGUGCACAGAGGUCUCAAGGUCGCCCCGGAGGACCCACCACCCAGCAGCCUCGACCUGCUGCUGCAGGCCAGGGGGCCCCAGGUGGACGACCUCCACUGCAGCAAAAGCCUCAGCCUCCACAGAAACCCAGCCAGGACAACCCGGCUAUGGGCGGCUCUCCACAACUAAACAAGUCCCAGUCUCUUACCAAUACCUUCAACAUUCCAGAAACCCCAGCGCCACGAGCCAGCCUUAGCCAGGACGAGGUGAAGGCCGAAACCAUACGCAACCUGCGCAAAUCCUUUGCCAGUCUCUUCUCAGACUGA